UUACAAAUGUGCAUGCCGCACCACUCUGUGAUAUCUGUGGCGUUUUUGUGCUACAAUUGAUCUGCAUAUGCGGUAGACAAAAAAUGUAAUGAUUUGUGUAAACAGUUGGCACCACAAGCCAUUCGACAAAAUCCGUGUUUGACCAUUGUGCCAGUCGAAAUGUUACCACAAUACGAGCGGCUCGUGGAUCCCGAUGUGGUGGGUGAUACUGGUACCGGUAGCGGUCUGCGGAAAAGCACAUUUCGUAUCCGCUUCGGUAAACUGGCCGUUGCGACGGUUAUGCUACCGGUUGCGGGGUUUCUUUUCUGCGUCAUCUGGUCACUGCUGUACAAUUUCGAGCAAGCGAAUGCGACGCACUGCCUAGUGUACAAUUUCCUGCCCUCGCUAUCGGCUGCGAUCGGCAAUUACCAGCCACAACGAUUCGUUUGGCAGUUUUCGGUGCUUUUUCACGCUCCCUUCCGGUACGCGAUCGCAUUCCUAUACAAAAACCAUCAUCUAACGCUACUGUCUCGGAAGCAUCGCAAGGAAUGGGCCUAUCUGGCGUGUAUUCUAAACAUCAUCGAGUUAAGCUCGCUGGUAGGUUUGAGCUUGUGGACCUCCAGCAACAACUAUGAAAUUCAUAAAUUUUGUUUCAGUGCCUUUGUGAUAUGUUCCAUAGUUUACAUGCAUCUGGUGGUGCUCAUCAAUCGGCUUACGCGUGCCGACGAGAUGCUGACGCUGGCGGAGCGAAAAUCCUUACGCUUUAAGCGCCGACUGCUGGUGGUGAAUGUGGCUUCCAUUCUGUUCGCGGUGUACUUUUUCGUGCGCCACAAUAGUCAUUGCGAACCGGGUAUCUAUUCGCUGUUUGCGUUGAGCGAGUACGUGUUCGUGUACUCCAACAUCGGCUUCCACAUGACGGCCUACUGGGACUUUAUCAAAGCAAACGUGUACUUCCACUGGCGCACCGGCAUCCACUUCAGUUCCGUUUAAAGAUGGACACGUCAUCGAACAGUGUGUGUGUGAUCUCCGUGCUUUCGUAGGUACGCCGGUUGCUGGAGCCUAACAUAUAUGAUCUUAUAAGAUAAGAUAGCAGCAAUACGCUUGUACAUAUAAAUCCGCUCCAUAAGUUACGCUUUUACGUAGAAUUGUUCGCUUUUAUUUUUGCUUAACGAUUUUCGGGUUUGCUUACUUUUGUAAGGACCGGAAAACAUAACGGACCAGCGUGUCGGACACCGUAAAACAAUGUACAUAUGUUUAAAAACGUUCGUAAAAUAAAUUGCAUCAACACAAUAGUUGGAAUAUGAUUCCGCAAUAAAAUAAUAACAAAACAUUAACAAUUAUA
Anopheles funestus (African malaria mosquito) is the source of this 1321-nucleotide messenger RNA. Its product is annotated as post-GPI attachment to proteins factor 2-like. Gene Ontology annotation, biological process: GPI anchor biosynthetic process. The coding region runs from base 160 to 969 and encodes 269 amino acids. The record is from RefSeq and is a predicted model, not a curated record. The transcript has 2 exons. Lineage: Eukaryota; Metazoa; Arthropoda; Insecta; Diptera; Culicidae. Gene Ontology annotation, cellular component: Golgi membrane; endoplasmic reticulum membrane.